Molecule: messenger RNA, 1580 nt
Organism: Sitophilus oryzae (rice weevil)
Lineage: Eukaryota; Metazoa; Arthropoda; Insecta; Coleoptera; Curculionidae
Product: lysyl oxidase homolog 2-like
Biological process (GO): peptidyl-lysine oxidation
Cellular component (GO): membrane
Molecular function (GO): copper ion binding; protein-lysine 6-oxidase activity
Source: RefSeq, a predicted model, not a curated record
CUCAACCUUUAAUUAUUUUUUUUAUCAAAUCGGUUCGUAAUGUUUUUCAAGUACCCUGUAGUUUCGUCGAUUCUUUUGCUUCUUUUCUUAAUAUUCAAUGAUGCCGAAAUUGUUGAGAAUAAAAAUGCCAUAGUAGUGAAAAAACAUCAUAAGAGAUUGAAGAAAAUAGACGGGGGUAUUAAGCUCGUAGGAGGUAGACAAGAAUUUGAAGGAAAUAUUCAAAUUUUACAUAAUGGUACAUGGGGAUCGGUAUGCGACGACGAAUGGGGCGAAAUGGAAGCAAGGGUUGUGUGCAAACAACUUGGUUACAACCCUGAUGAUGCCCAGCCUACAGCAAAUAGUUUUUUUGGGAUCGCCAAGAGAAAAUUUUGGCUUGAUAACGUAAACUGUAAUGGAACGGAAAAAGAAUUACAGGAUUGUCGAUCUGAACCAUGGGGUCUUAAUGACUGUAACUAUUCUGAAGCUGCUGGUGUAAUAUGCCUUCAAGUAAAUAGCACAAUUAUUGAGUCAAAAACGAUUCAAAAACACUCGAUUUUUACCAAGAGACCUUUUUUACAAACCAUUAGAUUAAAAGGUGGAAGAAUACCAACGGAAGGAAGAGUUGAAAUCCAAGACGACAAUGGACAAUGGAAUAGUAUUUGUAGUGAAGGCUGGUCUCUCAAAGAAGCACUUGUAGUAUGCCGAUCGCUAUCCCUAGGAUAUGCAAACGAUGCACCUCAAACAACAUAUUUUGGUGGACACCUGAGCAAAUUUAGCAAAAGAGGAAUUGUAUGUAUGGGAAACGAAACAUCUUUUUCGGAGUGCUUGUACAAUUCCGAACUUACAGGAACUUGUAAAGGAGAAGAAGUUGCUGGUGUAUCCUGUACUCAGUCGUUAGCAGAUCUUAUCAUAGACUAUAACGAGUUAAUUACAUCUUCAUACCUAGAGGACGCACCAAUGCUUGUCUUACAAUGUGCUAUGGAAGAAAACUGCGUGGCUUCAACGGCUUAUGAAAUACAGAAGGAAAAUGAGCACUCCUCCCAAACAAGACGACUCUUGAGAUUUACCGCUAAAAUUUUUAAUGGAGGAACAGCGGACUUCAGACCGUCCAUUCCAAAACAUUUAUGGGAAUGGCAUAUGUGUCACAUGCAUUUUCAUAGCAUGGAAAUUUUUGCAACAUUUGACAUCUUUAAUCACAACAAUCAGAAAGUUGCGGAGGGUCACAAAGCAUCGUUCUGUUUAGAAGAUAAUCAGUGUAUACCUGGCGUUGAACCGAGAUAUGCCUGUGCUAACUACGGAGACCAAGGAAUAUCCGUAAAUUGUUCGGAUAUCUACAAACAUACCGUCGAUUGUCAGUGGGUCGAUAUAUCUGAUUUAGAACCUGGCAACUAUAAGAUAAAGGUGACCGUUAAUCCGGAAUAUAAAGUUCCCGAAAUGACGUAUGAUAACAAUGCUGCUGUUUGUGAUUUCAUUUAUGACCGAUCCAGGGGAAUUGUGAAGAAUUGUUAUUUAACAAGUCCAUGAUUUGUAUUUAGAGUAAUAAAUAAUUUAAUGUUAAGUGUAAAAAUUGUUUUGCUAUCAUAUUAAAAAUAAAUGUUAUA